GAAAACAUCUGCAAUCUUCUUGUGGUUAUUCUUGAUGCCAAUCCCGUGUGGUGGGGAAGAAUUACUUGCGAAGGAAGUGAAGACCCUCUGGCUGGUGAAAAUGAACAACAGGUCAGAACUCUUUAAGUACUGUUGUUGCAAGCGCGGCCAUAGUUCUUCGUUAGACUGAGACGACAGACUUGAAGUAAACUUCAACACAAGUUUUAUUCUAACAAAAGUUGCACACACAUUUGGGUUGUUGCAAGAUGAUGAUGGAAUGCAGCCUCACUCUGAUGUUAAGUGUACAAUUGCUUCAGGUUACACAAACUUCCGGUUUUAACGAGGACAAGUUGAGUUUGUACCCAACAUAAAUGACAUCGAUCAAUAUGAAACUUCAACACCAUUUCCCCCCCCCCCCCCCGGGUAACCCCCCAAGCAUUUGACCUUAUUAAAACAGGCCUGUUCAAAUUACCAUCACAUUAGCCCAAUGUGGUGGUCAAAAUGCUCCUCCCAAAGAAGAAAUGUUCUGCGCUGAGAUUGUGAAUUUGAAAAAUAGACUUAAGCGAAUUUUCGGGACUUCCCAUUAUGUUGAUUGGCAAUUGAAUUACAGAAAUCAUCACUCAAUCUUGUUUUCAUACGUUAUACUUUCAAAAAUACAUAAUGAAGAACUUUUGAAAUUCCUUGCCAAAAGAAGCUGUUUCUUUACCCUUAAACUCUUCCAUCUUAUUAUGAGAAAGAUCACACCUAUCAAAGUAUGUUGUCCGACCUAGAUGGUCCAAAGAAGUUAAACUUGACACUUUCGGCCCAAAUUCCCCAACCCACCAUGGCAAUGGUAAAAUUUCCCGCUCCCCCAGUAGAAAUUAUGGUCAAAUACCUGGGGUUUGACCAGGGUGGCGGGGGGCGAUGUUGAAGGUUCAAAUUGAUGGGCCAUUUAUUUGAGAACUGUUUCCUACAGCAUCUUGCUGUUAGACAUAGAAGCAGAUGUUGAUGUCAUGUCAGGUUGAUUAUUAAAGGAUUGUAUGUAAUGUAUUCAUUUCCAGAUCAGCUUGACACACUGUGUGGACAGUCUUAUGGUUUUCUGCAAUGCACAUCUUAUGAUGAAACAUAACAACUCUCUUUCUUUUAUUUUGUCUCACACUUCAACAAGGUAUGAUUUUUAGUUACCAUGAGAAUUUGAUUUAUCAGUCGCUGAAAAUGCAUUUUACUUGCAGUAAUUAAAAAGAACAUCUCCCUACAACCAACAGUUGGCAGUCCACUGUCUCAAUUCUGAGGGUCUCCAAUAGGGUUCUUCAACCCUGUAAUCCCAGCCCAAAAUUUCAUGGGCAAUCUUGCAAUCCAGAUGGUUAUUUUUGGCAUCUCACCUCCCACAUAUACGACGUAUAUGUUGUAGUUAAUUUUUUAUUUCAGGUAAUUUUUAUUUUUCUUUUGUUUUUGGGUAUGGUAAUAUAUGCUAAUGAAGUUGAAACAAAAGAAAAAUAAAAAUUACCUGAGAUAAAAAAUUAACUACAACAUAUACGUAUACCUUCAAUCCUGAAUCUUGCCUAUAUUUUGCUUAAUAACCAAAAACAUUUUUUUCUAAUUAAACAGCAAGUUUGUUUUUCCAAGAGAAGACAAUCUUGGUGACAUGACAGAUGCUGGUCAGGCUGAUCUUCCUAAAGAUGGGAAAUAUGAAGGCUUUGCUAAUGUCAAUGAUGCUAUCAUAACAGAACUCAAAACUCUGUUAUCUGCCGAUGUCUUGACAGGUAAACAAGAUCUUCUUGACAUAAGUAAUCGCAGCUACUUUUGGGUUUUGAGAACUUGUUUCCAAUUUUUUGUUGCUUAAAACCUCUGCGAGAAAUCCCCUCCUUCCUUUAUCAGGGAAGCUGUAGAGACCCAAAUAAUAUUUAUUUGAAAAUGUAAAUAGCCUCUUGUAACCAGUUUCUUCUUAUUAGUAGAGUGCACCAGAUUGUCUUUUUAUUGCUACUAAACUAUUAUUACCUCACAUGCCGCCAGUAGCCAUGUUUGAACAACCGUCUGCCUUUCAUGUCAGGUCACUUUUAUUCCUGCCCUAGUCAUCACAGUAGUGUAAAAAAAAAAACAUUUUCCAUUUAUUUAUUUAUUUUUUUCAAUCAGCCUUUGAAAGACAUUUAUUACCCCAUCACUCAUGUCAUCUAUAGUAGUGUAUCUGUUACGGGUCAAAAUUAAAUUCAGGUUCAAAUUUUUUAACGUACAAUCAGCGACAAAAUUGUUGAGACAUACUUAAAUAGGGUGACUUCGGAGAACAAAAGAAUCCGCACCCCUCGCCUGUCCCCUCCAUUCAAAGUUGGGGUGUUUGUUGUUUUCUAUAGGUAGCUAGAACAAGGGCCCAACAUUGUACGGAGGGGAUGGGGGAGGAAAGCUAUAUUUCCUCCUCUUGAAGUUCAUAAAACGUAAAAAAGCCUACUUUUGGGCGAAGUGUAUCAAGUCAUUUUGUCGCCGAUUGUAGAUUAAUUUGCAAUUUCUUUUGUCUCCCAGCCCUAAUUAUUCAUGAUUUCCUAAUUGAGUCAAAGGAAAUUGAGAAUCAACCUAAGUUAAAAGAUUUUAACCUGAAUUUAAUUGUGACUUGUAACAUAUCUAUUUAUCAAAAUGUUGAGCCUUCUGUGGUGACCUUUAUGUGUGUUUGGCUAACUCCUAUAUUUAGUAACUUUGUAGGCCUGAAAGGUUUAGUAGUUAUUUCUUUUUCAUUUGACUUAUAAGGCACUGUCAUUACUUUUAUGUAGAUGACCACAGUUCUGAAGUUCCUCCAACACUUCUUGCAAGUGCCUUGACCAUGGCUUUGUGCUGUAUCCUUUGACAAAAAUUCUGCACAGAAGACUCAAAGGAAAUAAAGAAUACAGAUUUGUUUCCACUCUGUUUUUAUUAGAGAUCUCACAAAAUUUAAUGUUUUAUACAAGUCAAAUAUUACAAAUAACGUGAAUUUGGAAAUCAAUAUAGAGAAAAUUGAGGAACCAUUUAAGGACUAUAAAAUAAUGCAUUGUCAGUGACUUUGUGUAGAAAAUAUUCCAUACCUUCCCCAUAAAAGGGAUUGGAAAUUUCUAGGGGGAAUGGGGGGGGGGCAUCAAAGUAGCUUACUGGAGAGCAAGCAUUGUAGUUGGACAAGAAAAACAUAGAUAACACUGUUUUAGAUGUUUAAUGCUUUCCCAAGGUUUUGCUUCAUUGCUUGUUUCCAGUAUAGUGUUUUUGUACCAAGUAAACUACUGUCUAUAAAUUAUCCUUUAUUUCACUGUCAAUUCUCGUUUUUUUAACUUGACUUAAUGUUUUCAUCAGAUAUUCACAGAGCAGAGAAAGAGUGCCCAGGUAAUGUUAUUACAUUUUCCUGAUCAGUACUUUAUCCUUUAAUUUACCUAAUCUUGAAUGUGAGUUGUAAAAUGGAAGAUUUUUUGCGAUGUAGGCUAUUGUUUUGCCUAAUCUGUGGUAGUACUUGCAGACGGAACCUAGUAUACAGAAUGCAUAUAAGAAAUAAAACUACAAGUGAAGUUAAACCCACUUUGAAGGGCAAUUGGAUUUGUGAAGUAACUAGAUCCGUUUUCUGUUUUUAGUUGGACAGAAGCUCAAAUCACGCAUAGUGGUAAGAUGUUGUAAUUUUCUUUUUUUUUGAAGUUAUGUGAUAGUAUCAUUGAUUUAAUUAAAAUUUGAAGCAGGUAGCUGUUUUGAGUAAUAUCCUGUAACCGAAUGUAUCAACAUGGUUUGAAAGAAUCUUUUCUAAAUUAUUAUUAUGAUUAUUGAUUGAUAUGAAUUAAUUCUUUUUCAUUUUACCACAGAUUUUAAAAGCUGCACCAGAUGUGUCUGCGCAAUACAUGCCAAUAAUGAACUGCAUAUUUGCUGCCCAGAAAAGUGUAAGUGUUCCUUUAAUUUUGCAUAUGAAUUGGCACUCAAAUAAACCUCACAUUGCAUGUCCUUGACCUAUCCAUAUAGUACUGACUUUUCGUUCUCUGUCAGGGCCGUAGCCAGCCCAUAGGCCUGUAGGCCCCGGCCUACAAACUUUUGAUUUGAUCACUCUACCGCUUGUAAUAAAUUAUGCUUUGUUGGGGUGAGCUAAAAAGCUUAAGAGGUUAAAGUGUUGGUGCGGUCAGUGCGUACUAGUCAUGCAUACAAUUUUCAGCUUAUGUGGACAUGAAAGUCAGCCAGGCCUACAAACAGUCACAAAGCUGGCUACACCCCUGUCUGUGGUAUGUACAUAGUCUUUUAGUGACAGAAUAUUGCAGUUGUUAAUCCUUUAAGUUCCAUUAGUGAUCAACAUCAAUUUUCUCCUAAUGAGAUUCAUACCUUGUCAAGAGAAAAGGAAAUGAGAAUUAAUAAACUGAUCAGCACACAGAAAAAUUAAUGCUUUGGUCUUUUAUCAAAUUCUCUCAAAUAUUUAGGGAAAUGUAUAAAGAUCAGUGUGGAGGAUUUGUAGGUGGAUAUUGGGGCUUAGAGGGUUAAAAAAGGUGUUAUGCACCCCUCCCCUGAUCGACCACUGCAGUUUGCAAACUUGAAGAAAAACGUUCAGUGUGCUUUUUUUUGUUGUUAAUUUUGAUUUUAGAAUACAGUGAUAGAUGCUUGUGUGUUAGAUGAACAAUCAGGAUUCCUCCAACAGGUAUUUUGGCAAACAAAGACCAAUAUGUUUACAUUUUCAUUUGAUUUUUGGAUCACACUGACCUAUAGUGUGUCUUUAAGCUGCAAUCAUGCUCUCCAUCUAUAACCUGAAGUGACUGAGAUAAUAGUACCAGUCUGUAGUGAUGUUAUUCUUCAUACUCCAGAUUUUAUUGUCCUCAAAAUUCGUUUCCAUACUUCCUUGAAAAAUGACAGCUGUGUUUAUUAUUGAUUGAAAAAUGACCUUUACUCAAGAUGGUCAUUGCCCUUCCUGUUGGCUCUUUGCUAAGUUACACACCCUCAGGACUAGUCUACCCAGGUAAAGCUAAAACGCCCUUAACCACCUGUGUGGAAACACGAUCCUAGUACCGCUUUUGUUGUCAUCAGUUUCUCCAUUAAAAGGUUUAAUUUGUUGACACGUGGAUAUAAGGUUCCAUCUUAUGGAGAGUUUACAUUUCUGGCAAACUAGUUGACUGUAUAAUGUGGUAUCAUGUACCUAAAGUACUAAGAAUUAAAUGAAAACACUCCUUAAGGCUUCUUAUUUGUGACAGACCAGAGACCUUUUCAAAGGUUGACAAUUAUUGUCAGUCAUAUUUACACAGACGAAAUUUACUCUACUGUAAAACGGCUAGUAAAAUUAAUUUGAAAGAAAUUUAUUUCCAUGAAUUUUCUGCUUCUUAAUUUUUUUUUGUUAGCCUAUAAGGACGUCAAACCGGCUUGAUUUAUUUUUUUUUUAUAAAUUUACAGGCAGCCGACAUUACAGGAGGAGUCUAUUUGAAAGUUCCACAACCUCUUGCUUUGCUUCAGUAUCUCCUGGUCAGUGCACGGGUACCUCAAGCCGACAGUGCCACAGGGCAACCUGCAUAGUAGAUACUAAGUCAUGUACAGAUUUGGGAAAUCUUUGUGCAACAAGGGACUAACCAACAAAAGUGAAAAGAUUUAAGAGCAUCACUAUUUUCUGGGGUUUAAAUGCGUUCUCUAUUCCUUUCCGACGCCUCAGUUUUCCUAGGGUGUGGAGGAAUAUUCUCCGGAUCCGAUUUGAAUUAUUUAUAGUGUGGGAUUCGUGAAAACGCAAACUUUCUGAAAAAUACGGAACUUGACCGCCCUCGGGGAGCGGUAUUCGCUAAAAUCGUGGCACGGGAUGCGGUAUUGGGAAAGAAAAUGGUAUUCGGGAUAGAGAUGACAGAAUUUCGGAAUGCCGGAUUGUCGUGAAAAAGGAGCGAGAAUGCGACAUCGCCCCCUCCCCCCAGACCUUCUUUUCCCCUUUACGUUCGUUUACUCUAAAAUGUUAGGAUGCGUCCGCGUCCUUACCCGAGUCGAGACUCUCGGCACUCACUUUUUCCAUCGUUGAUUUAGGAGUGAAGGGUUAAAGACUGGUUUUCACUAGCGAUAGAGACGGAGUCUUUAUAAGCGUAGAGGAGCUGUACGAUCUAGUGAAAACAGCGCUCUGACACCGUGCAAGAUUCACCGGUCUAGUGAAAACUAGUUUUUUGAUGUCGUUGGGGGAAGCGGAAAAACCAGGCCAAUCACAAAGCGUGAGAACAAAUAUUGUGAUUGGUUUAUCCCGUUUCCGACUGCUUCCGACUCCGACAAUCUGGUUCUCACUUGAUCGUAAGUAACAGAGUCAUAAACGGAGUCGGAUGAAAAUGGAAGCGUUCUGAUUCUUCCGACUCACUAGGUCUUAAACAUUCUUUCGUAUCUGCUAGUGAAAACCAGCCUUUAUUACUGGUUGUUGGCGUAAUAUGGAAAACCUAGGUGCCUCUUCAUCUUCUAAUCACGGGUAAAUCGUAUCAGUAAAACUGGCUACUACGAAAACCGGCGGGAUAUCUUGUAUUAAGUCCGCUAAUUUGACUCUUUUGACCAAAUUUUAGUGGGUGUUUCUUCCUGAGCCUACCGUCCGUGAACAGCUUGUUCUUCCCACGUCUGUGCAUAUUGACUACAGAGCGGCAUGUUUCUGUCACAGAAGACUCGUCGAUAUUGGAUUUGUGUGUUCCGUGUGUUUAUCAAGUAAGGAGAAAAGUUUUGAGUGUUAUCUAAAAAAUGUAAAGAGGGAGGAGUAUUCUUCUGCUUAAAAAGUAUUAGUUGCCACAGAAAAUUAUGGAUUUUGUUAGUCUAUCAUCCAUCGGUAAUUUGACUUUCAAUUCUCUCUUUUUUUUUUUCAGUUUAUUGUCAGUUUAUUCCACUAUGUCUAACUUGCCAGUAAGUAUAUCUAGGAAUUCUUUUCCAAACAAAAUUUGUAUGAUAAUGUAUAUUUAGCCUCGUUCGGCUAAAAUUGCUUUUUGUUCUGAUUCAGUUGAUUGGUUCGAGUCCUAAAGGCGCUUUCCAUUUUUCAGAACUGACCGGCCAGACCCUUCCCGUCGUAAUGAGAAUUUCACUAUUAAUCAAAACUAUCCAGCCAGGUCCGUCAAAUCCUAAAUAGUGUGCAAGGAGGAGGUGGUUUUUCAACCCAAAAACCCUUGGAAAAAGCCGAUUUGAUUGUUAAACUGACCGGUCCGGCAAUGGUCCGGCCGGCCAGUUCUGACAAAUGGAAAGCGCCCUAAGUUCGACGUCUGACUUAACUUAAUUUAGGUCGAUCUAAAUUAGAGUUUGGUUCGUCUCACGAAAAGUUCGACGUUUGGCCCAGGCGGAACUGAAAGCCUGUUGAUAGGUUUUCAAGUGGCGGUGUAUGGGGGGAGUGGUCCCUUUCGUAAACGGUUGCUGCCAUUUUUAAGACACAGAGAAAAUUUUUGACCUGUUAUUGAGGCUGUUUCUCUUAAGAAAGAAGGAAAUAAUAACUCAGGGUCGAACCCGGACCUUUCGUAUCCUAAUCUCUAAGCUGGGAGUUAUCUACCGAGAAUGGAAUCAAACAUGAUCAAAAUGGAGCAAGAAUAUAAACGUUUACAUUGCAUCUGGUCAACCACUCUCCAGCGUUCGCCUAGCUUUUGGCUUUAAGUAGGGUAGCAUAUAAGUAAAUGUUCGGUUCUCAGUGAGUCAGACGAAGUUCACCUCUAAUUUUCGCAAAACUCUGUUGCAGGACCAGAUUUAAGCUUCCAGCCCUUCCCAUGGCGAGACCGAAGAAAAAGAAGAAAGAAAACACAGCCCCUAGAAAAUGAUUUGUUGUAUUAUACGUUUUGUACAAAAUAUGUAUUUACAUAUAUCAAGCAAUACAUUUUGUUUAGAAAAUUAAAAGAGUC
This is a messenger RNA of Porites lobata, 7742 nucleotides long. NCBI's taxonomy places the organism in Eukaryota, Metazoa, Cnidaria, Anthozoa, Scleractinia, Poritidae. The record is from the annotation of a GenBank genome assembly.